UAAACUUUUCAACAACACACUACGAUCGGCAUCCUAAGCCUCCUCCGUCUUGUGCAACGGACAGCGAUAUUGCACGCCACUGACGUACGCUAGGGUGCGACCUGGCAGGGGAAGACGAUAUAUACUAUGUUCUCUCCUCGCUCGACCCCAGACACGAUCCCCACUAUCAGACUUCAACUCCACUCCAAGACUUGCUUGACACUCCAUAAUUAAUACUUGACACAUAGACUUGACAUUUGGAAAGAACAAUAGCCAGAAUGCCUCUCUUCCACCGCAACUCCGUCUCCAGCGCCUCCGAUCGCAGCAUUGACGACCCCAACACCGAUUACACGCAUCGCUCGCGGCGCUCCCACCACUCCACCUCGCCGCGAUCCAGCCUCUCCUCGUCCUCAUCCUCUUCACGCCGCCACAGCCACAGCCACAGUCACAGCCAUAGCGGUAGCAACCACGGCCACUCGCGCUUCAGCUUCGGCGGUAGCCGCCAUCACCAAGAGGACCCCUCUGUCCUAGCCGCGAAGGAGCAGGUCUCGCGUGCCGAGGCCGCCGAGCGCGAGGCCGACCGCGCCCUCCUGGCUUCCCGGCGGGCUGUGCACGAAGCCCGCGAGCAUGUCAAGCGGCUCGACGAGGAGGCACGGAUCGAGGCCCGCCUGGCCAAGAUGAAACAGGACCAGGUCAAGUCGAUCACGAAACGGGCGAAGCCGCUGGGACGUAAGUGAUUCGUGCUGUGUUGUGAAUAUAUUCGGGGUUGUGGUCGGUGCUGAUGGACGAUGGGAUUAGGGCACGUUUGAGCAUUGCAGAGACAGGGGUAGAUUUAGUGGACGAUGUAUCUGUACAAUACUGUCUGUGAUUGCUGUUGUUUGAGCGUGUCUUCUUGAGCGACUUCUUGUUUGAAACACAGCGUGUACGAUAUGAGAGUGUAUGAUACGCAUACCUGGUGGCAAAUUCACUUUGUUUAUGUCUG
Molecule: messenger RNA, 961 nt
Organism: Aspergillus homomorphus CBS 101889
Lineage: Eukaryota; Fungi; Ascomycota; Eurotiomycetes; Eurotiales; Aspergillaceae
Exons: 2
Coding region: 258-716 (152 amino acids)
Source: RefSeq, a predicted model, not a curated record